This is a messenger RNA of Candoia aspera, 2945 nucleotides long. It is a transcript of the gene GDF5, whose product is annotated as growth differentiation factor 5. Bases 196 to 1752 code for a protein of 518 amino acids. Lineage: Eukaryota; Metazoa; Chordata; Lepidosauria; Squamata; Candoiidae. The record is from RefSeq and is a predicted model, not a curated record. Gene Ontology annotation, cellular component: extracellular region. The transcript has 2 exons. Gene Ontology annotation, molecular function: growth factor activity; cytokine activity.
AAGAAAGGGGGUUGGUAAACUUUCUCUUUUCAGGAACAAGCUGCUGGUUGAAAUCAGAAGACAGCAAAUUGAAUAAAUUAGCAUUUCCACUAUGGGACUGGAUACAAAUAUUACACAGAUUGAUUUAAAGUGCUUUACAUUGAAAAUAAAGCUCUUUUUGCUUAUCUUGCCUUGUAAUCUAUUUCAUGGUUUUUUAUGCCAAACUCAAGGAACCUUUUUAAUUUUUUUCUUUGGUGGCAUUCAAAGGAAGACCAGAGGAUGAAAAUCCUGUACUUUCUUUCUAUACUGCUUUGGCACUUUAGUUGGUUUUAUCUGGUUUUCAUUUCCUUAAUCCUGAAUCCUGCUGAAGCAAGUCAAGGUAACCAAGGGUUCAAAUUAGGACUGUCUAAAGUAGAUGGAAAAGAGAGGCAUCCAUUGCCAAGGACAGGUACUUUUAGAACGGGAAGCCAUGAAUAUAAUGCUGGCAAUUUCAAGUCUAGGACAAGAAGUAAUAUUGCUCAAGCUGGAGCUCUCUUGGCAAAGACUGACGAUUCAAAGAAGACUCUGUCUAAAGCAGGGAGUACAGACAAACAUGUAGGACGUACUUCAAAUAAACAGCCAGGAAUAAGGACGGUGACUCCAAAGGCUCAGAAUUUUGGCCCUAAAGCCCCAUUGAAAAAAUCUGGCACAGGGACUUCAGAUAGUUCCUACAAAACCAAAACAAUUAAAGAACCUAUUAUCCAAAGGGAAUCUAAAGAGGCAUUCAGACAUCCUGCUGUCACACCACAUGAAUAUAUGCUUGCCUUAUACCGAGCUCUUUCUGAUGUCGAAUGGAAAGGUAUCAAUGGAAGUAUGAAACUGGAGAUGGGACUUGCCAAUACAAUUACAAGCUUCAUAGACAAGGGACAAGAUGAUCAAGCUCCAGUUAAAAAGCAAAAAUACAUUUUUGAUAUCAGUGCUUUAGAGAAAGAUGGUUUACUAGGGGCAGAAUUGCGGAUUUUAAGGAACAAAACUGAUAUCUGGAAGCCUCAUUCUCCUGAGAAAACCUGUCAAGUGAAGCUAUUCAGUUGCUCUACAAACAGGCAAGCAUCCAUUCUCUUGGAGUCUCGAACAGUCAACAUGUUAGACAGAGCAAAAUGGGAAGUGUUUGACAUUUGGAAAUCGUUUAGGAACUUUAAAAACUUUGCUAACUUGUGUUUUGAACUGGAGGCUUUUGAAAGGGGGAGGCCUGUUGAUUUAAGGAUUGUGGGAUUUAAUAGAACAGGGAGGCAAGUCAAUGAAAAGGCUCUUUUUUUAGUAUUUGGUAGAACAAAGAAAAGAGACUUGUUCUUCAAUGAAAUAAAAGCCAGAUCUGGCCAAGAUGACAAAACUGUUUAUGAAUACCUAUUCAGUCAAAGAAGAAAGAGAAGGGCUCCUCUAGCAACUCGACAGGGAAACAGGCCAAACAAGAAUUUGAAGGCAAGGUGUAGCAAAAAACUACUCCAUGUGAAUUUUAAGGAUAUGGGUUGGGAUGACUGGAUAAUAGCUCCUCUUGAAUAUGAAGCAUAUCAUUGUGAAGGACUUUGUGAAUUUCCUCUUCGGUCUCAUCUCGAACCCACCAAUCAUGCUGUUAUCCAAACAUUAAUGAACUCUAUGGAUCCAGAAUCAACACCUCCCACUUGUUGUGUUCCAACAAGGCUGAGUCCUAUUAGUAUUUUGUUUAUUGAUUCUGCUAAUAAUGUAGUUUAUAAACAAUAUGAAGAUAUGGUGGUAGAGUCAUGUGGCUGUAGGUAGCAGCACAGUACAAUGCUUUUCCAGUGGCUUAAAAAAAAAGACAAAUACAGUAUUCUGAUUCUAUAGAUCAGCAUAAUAAAAUCACCCAAAGUCAUCUAUGCUGACAAUAGUGACAGUGGCAUUUUAAUGUUGGCAAGCCUGUUUAUUACAAUCUUACCAAGGAUUCUAUCAAUGUAUAACGUACAAUUUUCAAAGCAGCAAAUGUAGUAGCCUGGUGUCACAUGGUUAAAUUGUUCCUAGUCAUACUAGUUAUAUCUCUACAAUAUUCCAUGGGCCACAUCUACAGAUACUUGCUACUAGCAAUAUAGCAACACAAAUAUUUGUGGGAUGUAUGUCCUCAAACAGCUCAUUACAUUAAACCAUAAGUCAAGUUGUUGCCAUCAGUGUAGUAGUACUGUCACGCUGUACCUUGAACAAGUGAGUGGUUCAAGUAUGUUUCCAAGUAGACAGAAUAGCUUGACAAAAUGAGCAGCGUGAAAAAUAGGCUGCAGUGCCAUUGCUUUUGCAUCCUGUAAUUUGUCAUGUUUUAAUAUUAUCUGUUACUGCCUAAGUCAGUGCUGGCCCAAUACAUUUUGCUGCCUGAUACACAGUAUUGAAUAAUGAUUCCACACCUUAGAAGGUUUGCUGCAUCAUUUAGACUUCAGUUUUGCCUUGAUUUAUCUCCCCUGAAGCAGAUUUCUUCACUUUGCUGCAAGGUAAGAGCCAGAUCUGCUUCAGCCACCCAAAUACACUUCAAUGGCACGUACAUUUUCACACGAUGAACACUUUUGACUCAGUAAAGACAUUGGCAAAUAGGGCUCCAAUGGACCUGUUUAUUUUCUUCUGGCACAAUGUUAAAGUUUCAAUAAAAAUAAACCAUUUCACAGACUAAUCUUCUAGAUCCAUUAUUGUCCAAUGUAUUUAUCUUUUAUUUGCUUGGAAAAAAAACUAUUUCUACAAAACAUAAUAAUUAACAGUAACAAAUAGUUUAAGAAACAUUUCAUAUACUGUACUUAGAACUAUAUAUUUGCAACAGUUAUUCAACAGAAUGCUGACUUGAUUUUAAACUGUACACAUUAUAUGUGGAAUUGCAGAAUUGCAAGGACAUACUGUAUGUUUAUUUCAGUGUAUAUUAUUUCUAUUUUAUCUUUUUUUAAAAUGUUCAACUGUUUAAGGUUAUGUUCAGUGUUUUGCUUAUAAAUCAUGCUGCACUC